AGUUGACAGUGACAGGUGUGGUGGUAGUAAAACAAAAUCCCGAAAAAUAACCAAAAAAUGUUAUCUUUUUACGUUUAAUUGGUAUUUAUUUAUUUUUAAUCAAGCAAUAAUUUUAUAUUUUUAAGAAUGUUGUCAAUAAAGAGAUUACCGACGCUGUCCGCCUCGAAGAUUCAGUCAAAGAUGCACUUCGACUUCCGACACAGUUUAUUACAGCACCAAAUAAACAAACGAUGUGAUUUCAAUAUUAUAAAUUUGUGCAGAUCAUUCUCAGCAUUGCAUAACUUAACGAGAAAAUCCAGAAAUCCGCAACUUCACCAGCUCAAUGCAGAGUGUAAAGCAGCAUACUCGCUUUUAAAGCGAUCAAAUUUGCCAGCGUUGAAUUCAAUUGUAAAUACGAGGCUGGGUUUCCGGGGCUUGCAUACAACUUCUCCAUCGUGUGAAAAACAGAAUGAACCUAAUGAUGACAAGAACAAAAAAGACAAGAAAAAAGGUGACAUAGAUGAUAACAUGCCAUCGCUGCUUCUAAAAGCAGCAUUCUGGAUGCUGACCACUAGUAUACUGGUUAUUGCCAGCUCCUUACUUGUUCCUAGUGACAACACGCAAAAUGAGCUCAUCCGAUAUGUCUCAUGGAACGAGUUUGUCUACUCCAUGCUGUCAAAAGGUGAGGUGGAGGAACUGAUUGUGAGGCCAGAUAUGGAAGUCGUCACCAUCAUCUUGCACGAAGGAGCCAUCAUCAAAGGGAAAAAGACAAAUCAUCGAGUGUACCAUAUGAAUGUUGGAGACAUACACAGAUUUGAAGAGAAACUUAGAGAAAUAGAAACAAGCUUGGGAGUUAAAGAAGGCGUCCGCGUGAUCUACGACCGUAACGGCAGCGUGGCCGGCAAGGUGAUCACCACGCUGCUCAUCGGCGCCGUCAUCCUGUCCUUCCUGUACUCCACCAAGUCGAUGAAGAUGAACAUCAACCUGGGAGGCUUUAACCAGCUAAGCCGCGCCAAGUUUACCCUAGUGGAUAGCAUGAGUGGUCAAGGCAAGGGCGUGAAGUUUGAAGACGUGGCUGGACUGCGCGAGGCAAAGAUCGAAGUCAUGGAGUUCGUGGACUACCUCAAGCGGCCGGAGCACUACAAGAGCUUGGGAGCUAAGGUGCCAAAAGGAGCGUUGCUGCUGGGCCCGCCUGGCUGUGGCAAGACUCUCUUGGCCAAAGCAGUGGCCACUGAAGCCAACGUGCCUUUCCUCUCCAUGAAUGGCUCCGAGUUCAUAGAGAUGAUUGGUGGGCUAGGCGCUGCGAGAGUCAGAGAUCUGUUCAAGGAAGCAGCUUCUCGUGCGCCCUGCAUCAUCUACAUAGACGAGAUGGAUGCGGUGGGACGCGCGCGGUCAUCCGGCGCGACUUCCUUCGGCCCUGGUGGGGGGGAGGGGGAACAGACCCUCAACCAGCUGCUGGUGGAAAUGGACGGCAUGAAGAGCCGGGAAGGAGUCGUGGUUCUGGCCUCGACUAACAGGGCUGAUGUGCUUGAUAAGGCACUGCUCCGACCAGGCCGCUUCGACCGCCACAUCCUGAUCGACCUGCCGACUCUUCAGGAGCGCGAGGAGAUCUUCCAGCGGCAUCUCAAGAGCAUCGUGCUGGAGGAACUGCCGCCCUACUAUGUCAAACGGCUGUCAUACCUCACGCCCGGCUUCAGCGGCGCGGACAUCGCUAACGUGUGCAACGAGGCGGCAUUGCACGCCGCGCGGUACAAACAGACAAUCGUACGCGCCGCCGACUUGGAGUACGCCGUGGAGAGAGUUGUCGGUGGCACAGAAAAACGCAGUCACGCCAUGUCCCCAGCAGAGAAGAAGAUAGUGGCAUACCACGAGUCGGGACACGCGUUAGUGGGCUGGCUACUAGAACACACGGACGCACUGCUCAAGGUCACCAUCGUGCCUCGAACCAACAUGGCGCUGGGAUUCGCGCAGUACACCACGUCAGACCAGAAACUUUACUCGCAGGAAGAGCUAUAUGACCGCAUGUGUAUGGCGCUGGGCGGGCGCGCGGCCGAGGCGAUCACAUUCAACUCCAUCACCAGCGGCGCGCAAAAUGACCUCGAGAAGGUCACCAAGAUUGCGUAUGCGCAGGUGCGAAUCUACGGCAUGUCGCCUACGGUCGGCUUGCUGUCGUUCCCUGAUCUACGGGAACACGGCAAGAGUCCUUUCAGCAGAACUCUGAAGAACCUUAUUGACCUGGAGGCGAGGAAACUCAUCGCCAACGCGUAUUACCGCACAGAGGACCUGCUUCGGACGAACCGGGAUAAGUUGAAAGCGCUCGCCGAAGCGCUCCUAAAAAAAGAAACGCUGAACUACAAAGAAGUGGAGGCCAUCCUCGGCCCGCCGCCCCACCCGAGGAAGAAGUUCAUCGACCCCGUGGAGUUCGAGAACAACCUACGGAACCUCGAAAAGGCCGCGGCUUCGGAGCCCGUGCCUUCAGACGCGCCCUCCGCGAAGCCCGAGCCAAAUGUAUAGGCUAGUUUAGGUAAGUAGACGGUGCACUCGUAAUUUAAUAUGGACGCAAUAUCGUAAUAAUCGCAAUAAAUCGUAUUACGUUAGA
Messenger RNA from Ostrinia furnacalis (Asian corn borer), 2578 nucleotides. RefSeq names its product SPG7 matrix AAA peptidase subunit, paraplegin (gene Spg7). Gene Ontology annotation, biological process: mitochondrial protein processing. Gene Ontology annotation, cellular component: m-AAA complex; membrane. Lineage: Eukaryota; Metazoa; Arthropoda; Insecta; Lepidoptera; Crambidae. Bases 127 to 2493 code for a protein of 788 amino acids. Gene Ontology annotation, molecular function: ATP-dependent peptidase activity; ATP hydrolysis activity; zinc ion binding. The transcript has 15 exons. The record is from RefSeq and is a predicted model, not a curated record.